Molecule: messenger RNA, 522 nt
Organism: Caenorhabditis elegans
Lineage: Eukaryota; Metazoa; Nematoda; Chromadorea; Rhabditida; Rhabditidae
Product: Snake toxin/toxin-like domain-containing protein
Exons: 3
Coding region: 1-486 (161 amino acids)
Source: RefSeq, marked reviewed
AUGAUUUUCUUAUUUUUACAUCAGAUUUUAUGGUUCUCAAUAUCCUCAAUGUGUCAAGAUUCAGACGAUUCUGAUGGGUUUUCAAGCGAACAGCUUCAAUGCAAUUAUUGUGUUCAUUCACGGAAAAGCAAAGAUGUGUCAGAAGGUGUCAAACACGAGCCAGACUGCAUGAAUCAUCUCAAGUUCCUGUCGAGACCCGAUUUAAGGCGGACAUGUACUCCAUCGGAAAAGUAUUGUGUGACAACUGUUACGAAUCUAAACGGAUUUUUUGUGGAAGUUGAACGAGAUUGUGCAGAGAGCUGUGAUCAGGGAUGUGAACAACAUGGUUAUGGUCUAUUUCACACUGAAUGUACACGUUGUUGCCGUGAGCCAUUAUGCAAUGAAUUUGAUGGAAGACAUUUCUAUGAACCAUUAUCUGCACCCAAAAGUCAACAAUUAAUAUCGACAUUAUUAUUCAUUGGUACAUUUAUAAUUUUCAUCAUAUGAAAGGAAAAAAAUGAAAAAUAAAAGUUCUAGCUUUAC